Molecule: messenger RNA, 385 nt
Organism: Manis pentadactyla (Chinese pangolin)
Lineage: Eukaryota; Metazoa; Chordata; Mammalia; Pholidota; Manidae
Product: trehalase-like
Exons: 4
Coding region: 41-361 (106 amino acids)
Biological process (GO): trehalose catabolic process
Molecular function (GO): alpha,alpha-trehalase activity
Source: RefSeq, a predicted model, not a curated record
GCGCUUUGUUGAAUUCUACUACUGGGACUCCUACUGGGUGAUGGAGGGGCUGCUCCUCUCUGAGAUGACUGGGACGGUGAAGGGCAUGCUGCAGAACUUCCUGGACCUGGUGAAAAACUACGGGCAUGUCCCCAACGGGGCCCGCGUGUACUACCUGCAGCGGAGCCAGCCGCCCCUCCUGACCCUCAUGAUGGAGCGCUACGUGACUCACACCAACGACACGGCCUUCCUGCGGGACAACAUUGGGACCUUGGCCUUGGAACUGGACUUCUGGACUGUGAACAGGAGCGUCUCUGUGAGCUUGGGGGGGAAGAGCUACGUCCUGAAUCGCUACUAUGUCCCUUACGGGGGCCCCAGGUGAGGAUCUGCGGGGCGGCCUCCCAGU